GUUUCAGAUUGAUGCUCAAAGGUUCCAAAGGAGAAAGUUUUCAGAAGCACUUUUGUCCGCUCAGAAACGAGUUAUCCUGUUUGAUGCUAUUUUCCGGAAAGUGAAUUCGGAGCAUUGGCUUAAUUUUGCCUUGUGAUUUUAAUGUUUUUUUGCUAAGUUUGAUUUCUCACUCCCACCGAGUCCGUGAUAGCAGCAACAGCAUUGGAUGUAUCACUUGCAUUUGACACCAUUCCCUGGCUCAUGGUUUUCUGCGCUUGCUCACGAGCCAACUUGAGUUCUUCUGGUAUUGUCCACGUUGAUUGCUGUGGGUUGUUGGUUGUUUGCUGAUGAAUGUUGUGAUAAGGUAUGAUUCUGUGAUGGAAGCGGUAACUUUGGCGGAGAGAUUCUUCAACUAUUAUCCUCUGGGUGAUGGAUGGAGAAUCCAUUCCAAGUGUUUCCAUAAGGAAGUUCCUUUCACUUUCUGAAAAUUAUGGACUUGGAAUUGCUGAAUUUGCUUGGAUAUGACCUUAUUGUUUUGCUUUUCCUUACUGCAGUAGCGAAUAUGAAACGAGAACGACUCAUUGCCACGCUCUCAAAAUCUUUUUCUCUUUGAACGUCCUUUUACAAUUUGUAUCUUGGGUUACUUUGCUGACUUGAGAUAAACCACUUUUUUUUUUUGCAGGAGAAUGUUAUACGACGUGUCGAUCAUCAUUAGCGGUAUCUUCAUCCAUUACAGUAGAGGGACCAAUGUCCACUGAAUGUGGGGAUUUAACAGAAGCCAAAUCUUACUCAGACUUUGAGGCAGAUAAAUGUAUCCCGAACGGCACUCCUUCCUUGUCCAGUGGGGAUCUGAGCCAACAUAACUGGAUUGAGCUGGACUAUUCACACUGUUUGUUUUUUGAAGUUUUAUGAGUCUUAUCUGUUGUAUUCGUCUUUUGAUGUGGCAAACAGAUUUUAUCUUCAUGGCGUACCAGAGUUUGAUGUGGAAAAUGUUUCUCAUUAGCAUAGUGUGCCAGGGAAGGACUUUUGCAAGUCACAGCCAAAAUGCAACCUGCAGUUCUUGCCAAUCAGCCAUUUCAGGAGAAAGAAUGGAAGAAGUCCCAUAUUGAGAUUUAUCCAAAAGAAAUAUUACUUCAGAAGCUCCAGCGUCUUCUGCACUCACUUUUGGAUGAAGAUGAUUGACCUGCGGAUUAUGAUUCCACAUCCUGCAAUCCAAAAAUCCUGGUAUGCCCUUUACUCUUUCUAUCAAAAUCAUCACUGGUUUCAAUGUGAACAUCAAAACAAGCUUCUAAAAGAGUUUGGUAGAUCCAAAGGUUCAGUGGAAACCCAUCCGCCCUCACGACAUGUCUCAGGAACAGACCCGUCAAAUGAUCUACAAGAAAGAUACAAUAACACUUCGGAGGGUUUGCAUUGAUUCACCACUACUUGUAAAAUUUAUAGGUUUCUCAAUGGCUCCCCCAAUUAUGCCCCGGAGUUUAACAGAAUGGAUUUUGAGUAUGACAUAUUCUUGGAAUGCUACAUCCUUAGAACCUGUACCGUGCAACCGGUCCCUUGAUGUAUGCUUGUAUUGUUCUUGUAACAACUGCUUCUCUCCACGAACGUUGCCUUUGAAGUUCUUGCAUCCGGUUGAGCAUUACGUGUUGUUUGCUUCCUGUGUUCAGCCCCAAAAUCAAGGGGUGUCGCAAGCUUUUUGCUAUCAUUGUAAGCCGGAUAAGCAGUUGUUAUCAGUGCAGAAUGAAUUGCAAUUAGGCUUUGCGGAAGGUUUUGGAGCUAAGUAUACAACCUCCGGCAUUAUGCACUUUAUUACGAAGAAGUUGUUUGCUGUACUCAUUGUGGAUGAUGUGAGCUUGAGAGAAAAUCGCUAUUUGAUGCAACCAACUGCCAGUAGUGCAAAAUAUUCUCCUAGUGCUCAGAACUGGGAGUUGAAAAGUACAGAGUGUUUAUUGAAAUCCACAGAUUCCAUGUUGGGGUACAAAACAGCAGCACCGACAACCAAAGCAAGAACCGCAAAGGUCAAACAAACCUUGCCUUCAUGGCCUUGAGAAAAUCUUACUGAGAGUACCUUACAAUAUUUACCUGCAUCCUUGACAAAUUGAGCAGCAUCGGUCUCAGAUGCCAAUGCAUUCUCAUUCUUCUGCCUAAGAUUCUUUAGGAUCUCCUGUGGCUCAUAAGGAGACAAUUUUGUAGCUUGUAAGAUUCUGUAUUAGAACUUUUGACUUGUAUACAGUUCUUAAGUGGGAUAUUCCAUGAACCGAUAAAACCUGUACCUCAUGUGACACAAACUCUUCCUUCUCCUUAUGCCAUUAUCACACUUUUCUUGCAAAAUAUUUUUCACACU
Messenger RNA from Lathyrus oleraceus (garden pea), 2317 nucleotides. RefSeq lists its product as uncharacterized. The coding region runs from base 1323 to 2021 and encodes 232 amino acids. The transcript has 6 exons. The record is from RefSeq and is a predicted model, not a curated record. NCBI's taxonomy places the organism in Eukaryota, Viridiplantae, Streptophyta, Magnoliopsida, Fabales, Fabaceae.